ACCACAACAAAGAAUUGUUUUUUCUCACUUCAUAGUUUAUAUUUCUUAAUCUAUACUAUUUACAAAUGGCUAGUGCGGAUACUGCAGUUCUUGUUCAUUGGAAUGACUCUAUGAUCACAAAAGAUAAUGCAAUAGAGUAUUCCAUACCUCCUAAGGUAGUAUUGUUCAUCACCAAAGGAGAUGUUUUUAACACUCUAUAUGAAGGUGUUCUAAAACACAUAAGAGAAGCGGGGUUUUCUGAAAUACAAUCUAUUUAUGGAAAAAUGCCAAAAUUUAAGAAUUCGGUCUACGUUGCUUCUAGAGCGUGGCCCAUCCACGAUGACCGGUCAUGGAUUAAUUUUUCCCGAGUCGCUUUCCAGGAGUACGAGGAAUUGCAAAUUUUCGUGGAUGUUAUAAACAACUCUAUAGCCCCACCACAAAAUUUGAUCUUCGACGAAGGUCUUGCAAAUACUACUGCUACGUUUGGUGAUAUCGGGCAGGGUCCAUCAUCAACAUCUGGCCGAAGGAGAAACACAUCCACUUUUCAGGCCUUCCGGUCUCCCGGAAGAAGUUCAACAGAGAACUAGUCAACCACUUGAAGAAGAGAGUUUGUCUGAGGCCAUUGUCAGUGUGGAAAACCAUUGCAAGAAACUGCUAUAGAGAUGGAUUUGCUGCCAAUGUUAUGGUACAAGACGGGUGCCAUAUGUGUAAAGGCAGUGUAUGUCCAAAUCCUUCUGAAGCAAGAGAGAACGCGGCUUCAAAUAUGAUGGCCAAAAUAGCCAAAUUGAGUGAGGCGAAAUUGCUAGCUACUUAGGUAUGCCCCCACCCCAGAUUACUUACAGGGAGACUUGUAACUUAACAUGACGUAGUGCUCUUCUCUAGAAUGGUAUAUUCCACUAAUGUUCUGAGAUUUUAUGUAGGAAAGGCAUGCCUUGAUGGUAACUUGUUCCUUAUUACAUUCAAGACAUGCUGUAAAUUAGCACUUUAAAUAAAACAAACUCACUCCUUGUGAUAAAGACUGGGAUUUUUUCCGUUUCCAAGGCCUGGUUUAGUGAAACUACUUUAACAAGAAAUAUACAUCAACCUUACCAAUAUAGACUCCCUUCGUAUCUAGCAGUAGGUCCAACACAAAAAGCAAGGAAAUGAGGCCUAAAUCAUUACCUCCCAAUACCUCACCACCCAUUGUAUAAGAGCUACAUACUGCUGGCUACACCUCUAUCCAGUACAGACGAGAUGCUAAACUACUGCUAAUAUAUCACAUCUUCUUGAGCUCAUCAUUUUUCCGUUUGUGAAGGGUUCGAAACAUCCAAUCCAUCCAUAUCGUGUAGUGGCCAUAAGUAUGCCGAUAUGUGGUAUGAUGAAUUGUGUGAUAGGCAGUCAUGAAUAUUGGCUGUCCAGGAAGUAUCCCAUCCAAUGGGUGGAAUGACAAACCAGUGAAGGGAGAAAGUGUCUUUUGCGUGUUGAAAAUAUGGUGGGUAGUGAUAAAGUGGUUUUAUGUCAUGCAACUCUCUGUGCAUCCAAUAGAUACCAAACUCCACAAUACAAGAUAAGCAGUUAGCUAGAUAGACAAAGUAUAGAGGCAAUCCCACAUCACUUAUGUUUGGAUCACAUCUAGUCCAUCCACUUCCAAUCAUGUCUUCAGGCACUGAUGGGAGAGCAGAGUACCCAGGCAUGGCCUUCUUUGCAAAUCCGAUUUGUAAGAGCAUAGCUUUAUAAACUGGUGCAUGAUCCUUGAAGGAGAGAGGAGGCUGCUCGGCUCUGUACUGCUUCUGUUAUCCGCAAUUAGCUUCCUAGGAAUUUUAUUGUUAAAUUAGUGGGAAUGUGGGAUGCCAAAGAAGAUCGAAUACAUUACCCCAGAUUUCUAGUCAUUGAUGUGACUCUAAAUUAUUUUUAUUUUUUACUCCCUCCGUCCCAAAAUCGUUGGCCAAUGUUGACUUGCACGUGGAUUAAUAAAGUAAAAACUGUGUGGUUAAAAUUUGUGCAGAGGAGAGAGAAUUAACUUUAGCCAC
Molecule: messenger RNA, 1988 nt
Organism: Cuscuta epithymum
Lineage: Eukaryota; Viridiplantae; Streptophyta; Magnoliopsida; Solanales; Convolvulaceae
Source: the annotation of a GenBank genome assembly